Toxotes jaculatrix (banded archerfish) is the source of this 681-nucleotide messenger RNA. It is a transcript of the gene fgf8b, whose product is annotated as fibroblast growth factor 8 b. Gene Ontology annotation, cellular component: cytoplasm. Gene Ontology annotation, molecular function: type 2 fibroblast growth factor receptor binding; growth factor activity; type 1 fibroblast growth factor receptor binding. Gene Ontology annotation, biological process: regulation of cell migration; positive regulation of cell population proliferation; limb morphogenesis. The transcript has 5 exons. The record is from RefSeq and is a predicted model, not a curated record. Bases 1 to 681 code for a protein of 226 amino acids. NCBI's taxonomy places the organism in Eukaryota, Metazoa, Chordata, Actinopteri, Toxotidae.
AUGAAGCAAUAUUUGAACUAUUACAAGAUGAGGCUGAGAACAUCGAGGUUAGGUUAUCUGUUACUUCAGUUCACGGCGCUUUGCUUUUAUGCACAGAACUCCGUGCAGUCUCCUCCUAAUUUCAAGCACCAUGUCACCGAGCAGAGCCGGCUGUCGGACCGGACGAGCCGCCGGCUGACCCGAACCUACCAGCUGUACAGCCGCACCAGCGGGAAACACGUCCAGGUCCUGGCCAACAAGAGGGUCAACGCCAACGGAGACGACGGAGCGGUACACGCUAAACUGGAGGUGGAGACAGACUCUUUUGGAAGUCGUGUUCGUAUUAAAGGGGUGAAGACAGGAUACUACAUAUGCAUGAACAAGAGGGGGAAGCUGAUCGGCAAGAGGAAAGGACGAGGCAAAGACUGCAUCUUCACCGAGAUUGUUCUAGAAAACAACUACACGGCUCUCCAGAACGCCAAGUACGAGGGCUGGUAUAUGGCUUUCACACGCAAGGGCCGUCCGAGGAAGGCCUCCAAGACCAAGCAGCAUCAGAGGGAGGCCCACUUCAUGAAGCGUCUACCCAGGGGGCACUUGCUGAGUGAGAGGAGACCGUUUGAUGUUCUUCCUCUCCCUGUCCCCGUGCACCCUUUCAGCAAGCGGACUAAACAUUCCCAUCACCAGCGCUCAGGGGGCCGCUGA